Acanthosepion pharaonis is the source of this 489-nucleotide messenger RNA. The record is from the annotation of a GenBank genome assembly. NCBI's taxonomy places the organism in Eukaryota, Metazoa, Mollusca, Cephalopoda, Sepiida, Sepiidae.
AUGCCUUCUCCACUCUCUAAAAUCCUCUUCAUCUGCCUAAUACAUUUCCUUCCUUCUUGCUUCAGUGAAUCUAAGCCAGGUGUGGCAGGCAAAGCAGUCCCCACUGCCAUGUGCAGCAUCUCAAGUCCAAACAGUGGCAGCGACAGCAGUAGUAUAAGCAGCGGGGGCAGCUCUGGAAGUGGAGCAGAAAGUGCUGUCAUGGUCUGGAUGACAGAGCUGCGCUAUUCAACAGAGAUGGAGUGUAUGACUGUGCUGCAGAGCAAAUCUAUACGUCGUGGAUGCGAUGCCGCCAGCUUUACUGCUGCAGGACGGGCAAUCAAAAGUAAUUUUGCUUCCCUAACUCUGUGGGUUUUUCUUUUUCUCUCUCUCUCUCUCUCUCUCUCUCUCUGUGUGAGUGAGAGAGCAAUAUUCUUUCAUAUAGUUUUUUUUCUCUUUUUCAUCCUCCUCUGUUAUUUAGACUUCUUGGUAGUUAUACUCACAAUAUUUUGA